Molecule: messenger RNA, 225 nt
Organism: Colletotrichum gloeosporioides
Lineage: Eukaryota; Fungi; Ascomycota; Sordariomycetes; Glomerellales; Glomerellaceae
Exons: 2
Coding region: 1-225 (74 amino acids)
Source: RefSeq, a predicted model, not a curated record
AUGCAGAACAUCAAUUCAGCCUCAUUCCAGCCGACUGCCACGUUUGGUGCAACCAUGAAUGGUGCCACCACCUUCGGCUGCAGUAACGCCCCUGUUGCCCACCCUGACGUUACUCGGUUCAGGGCACAGAACGAUCGCUUCAAUGAUGCUUGGCGGUUCGACUCAAUGCCUAAGUGCCUUGGAAAAAUCCGGGUUACGGUUGAAAGUCUCAUCAAAUAUUUCUAG